AGGGUUAAAAGCAGCAAACCAUAUAUGGCGAAACCCAUAUCGUCAAACUUGUCACGGGUUCUACUUUCUGAUCUCUUAAAGUUGAAGUAGGCUGUGCUUUGUAAAACAGAGACACACACACUCUCAGAACCUGCAGUGGCUCCGGAUUCCAGCCUCCCAGGGCUCCGCACCAGACAGAGCGAGCAUGCGAGUCAUCCUUGCUAUGACAGCCUGGAUGCUUUCUGUGGUCUCCAGUUAUUCAUAUUCAGUAAAUAGCUUGCCGGAUAUCAACAAUGAAACGUUUAUCAAAGACUGUGUUCGCGUUCAUAACAAGCUCAGAUCAGAGGUGAAGCCGGCAGCCAGUGAUAUGCUGUACAUGACGUGGGACCCAGCACUAGCCCAAAUUGCAAGAGCAUGGGCAAGAAAAUGUCAGUUUUCACAUAAUACACAGCUGAAGCCACCCCACAGGCUGCACCAAAAUUUCACUUCACUGGGAGAAAACCUCUGGUCUGGGUCCCUGUCCAUCUUUUCUGUGUCUUCAGCCAUCACAAACUGGUACAGUGAAGUUCAGGACUAUGACUUCAAGACUCGGAAAUGCAAUAAGGUCUGCGGCCAUUACACUCAGGUUGUUUGGGCGGAUAGUUACAAAGUUGGCUGUGCAGUACAAUUUUGUCCUACAGUUAAAGGCUUAACUUUUCCCAAUGCUGCACAUUUUAUAUGCAACUAUGGACCAGCAGGAAAUUACCCUACCUGGCCAUAUAAAAAAGGACCCACUUGCAGUGCUUGCCCCCAAAAUGACAAUUGUUUGGACAAUCUGUGUGCUAACCCACAGCGAGACAAACUCACACGUUACUACUCUAUUGUGUAUCCAGACUGGCCGAUAUAUUCACGGAAUAAACGCCUAUCUCUUUUUUUAGCUGUUAGUCCACCAAUACUAAUCCUGAGUGCUACUAUUACCAUCUUGGUCAAGUACAAAUUUCAUUUAAUUCUUUUGGACUAA
This is a messenger RNA of Miniopterus natalensis, 979 nucleotides long. RefSeq names its product GLI pathogenesis related 1 (gene GLIPR1). Gene Ontology annotation, cellular component: extracellular region. The record is from RefSeq and is a predicted model, not a curated record. Lineage: Eukaryota; Metazoa; Chordata; Mammalia; Chiroptera; Miniopteridae.